AUGUCCGAUACUCAAGCUCCCAAGGAAAAUGGCAUCGCACCAGGCGUCGCGGUAGACAGUCUGAUGCGGCUGCCCACGGAGCUCCAUCUGCAUAUUGCCUCGUAUCUUCCAUACCCAGACGCAUUGGCUCUGAAGCACACCUGCCGCCACUUCUACUCCCUCGUCUAUACGGGCGUGCAUCUCAAGGUGGACUGGCUGGUAGAGCGAUAUGAGAAGAAGCUCGAAUGUCCGAUGGAGAAGUGCUCGUUCCGCACCGACGAAGCGUUCUGCAACUGGCGGAUCAGGAGGAUCAUGGAGCGGCGCAGACGGCAUUUAGAGUGUCGCCCAGGCAGGGGUGGUUGUCUGGUCAUAGAAGGUAGAAGCUGCCAUCGAGGCAUGGUGCCGGUCUGGCUGAAGAGAGAGGGUCGAAUCAAACUCUUGGGGAGCUGGGCUUUUUGGAGACAUGAAGGCUCCCAUAUAAUUGGAGAGAGCGCGUCCUAUCAUGUGACUGACUCUCACAUUUGCCUUAGUGCUGGUCAUAGGCCUGCUUUUUCUCUUCUACACGCUGCUCUGGAACCUUCUUGUCAGUCCCGGCCAUUCGUCAUGCAGACCGUUAAGAUGAACGACCUUCUCUCCCGUGCCUCUAGCUACUUUGAAGGCCCAAUAGUGACCUUCGUUGUCGGUGAUGGCGACUCACGGCGUUUCUGCAUCCAUAGACGAUUAGUUUCCUCCUCGUCAGUUAUUUUCGAGGAUCUGGUCAAUUCAGUCAGUUUCGAGGAUUUGGUCAAGGACUUCAGACCAAAUUAUUCCCCAGAAAUAAGAUUACGAGACGUCUGUCCCAGUGUAUUCGCAAUUUUCGCCCAUUGGCUGUACAAAGGACAAUUCCCAGACGUGGAGGAAGAUGCAUCCACCCCGUCGCUUCUUAGUCUCUACCUUCAAGCCUUUGUGUUUGGCGAUGCGUACUCUGUCCUGCCUUUCAAGCAGUGGAGCUCUGACAAGAUCAAGAAACAACUUUCCAAUCCUGGUUUGCCAGCAAAGAAAUUUGUGAGAGAACUUUUCUCCUACGGGGAGGUGACGAAACCACUCCAGGAAGUACUCGUGGAAGCUGUUACUCUGCAGAUACACGAUCGUACAAUUCCCCAGGAAUCCGACGCUGUGGAGUGGCUGAAGAACACUCGUCACGAGAUCCCCAAAUUCUCUAUGGACGUGGCCGAGUCUUUGACCCGCAGGAUCCUUGGAUCGCCGUCUGCCGUGAAUGCACAGGAUAAUGGGUCCAACUCUGGACUUUUGACGCUGUGCAGCGAAGAUACUGUUAGCGAACAGACUGUCUCUACAUCUACGGUUGACGUUCCAAUGGCCAAACGGGGCACAAAGAGGACUGCUGAUGAUAUGGAAUCCGGCAGCUCGAGUGGAACUAAGGUUAAGAAGGAGAAAUGCCUCGACCAAAGCGACAGUGAAUCGGAGAAGAAAUGA
Rasamsonia emersonii CBS 393.64 is the source of this 1452-nucleotide messenger RNA. RefSeq names its product F-box domain protein. The transcript has 5 exons. The record is from RefSeq and is a predicted model, not a curated record. Lineage: Eukaryota; Fungi; Ascomycota; Eurotiomycetes; Eurotiales; Trichocomaceae. Bases 1 to 1452 code for a protein of 483 amino acids. Gene Ontology annotation, molecular function: protein binding.